Messenger RNA from Camellia sinensis, 902 nucleotides. The record is from RefSeq and is a predicted model, not a curated record. Lineage: Eukaryota; Viridiplantae; Streptophyta; Magnoliopsida; Ericales; Theaceae.
AUGGAGGUUGAGAUCAAUUCCAGGGAGACCAUCAAACCAUCUUCUCUAACACCUCCUCACUUGAGAACUUACAAGCUCCCCAUGAAUCGGAAAAUCCGAAAAACGUUUUGCUCUCUCCAACGCUGCUUCUUGACGAUUUCGAACUGGUGGAAAGGUGACUUCAAUGCUUUAACUAGAAACAUGGAUCUCACUGAUAAAGCAGCUCAAUUUCCAACAGUACCGAAAAGUGAUUUCAUCUCAGUGAUUUCAUCGCAGAGAUUCAGAGAUUCAGAUUGGUCUCCAACAUCUGCACCAUCGUCUACUAAGGUCUGGAACAUGAUCAAACUUCUAUCUACUCCUACUACUACUCCUGCUUUGUUCGGAGGCAGUUUAUUAGGUUAUGUAUUGUAUGAUGUCACCCAUUACUAUUUGCACCAUGGACAACCAACAGGUCAAGUAACUCGACAUCUUAAGAAAUAUCACUUGAAUCACCAUUUCCGUAUCCAGGACAAAGGCUUCGGUAUUACUUCCUCGAUAUGGGACAAGGUGUUUGGAACACUACCUCAAUCAAAAGCAGCGGGAAAGGGUAGAUAAUUUAAUUAGCAUUUGCUCAUUGCAGUGUUUUAGUGGUUUGAACAUAUGUUUUUUCUUCCUUAUCAUUCUUUUACCGUUGUGGUGCUACUUAUCGAUUCUAUGGCAUAUUUUUGAUAGUAUUUGUUUUUGAAGUUUAGCAUGUCUGGAUGGUGUUGACUUGCCCUUUCUUCUAACCAAAAAAAAAAUGUAUAAAAUGAAUUUAUUGUCUUGGAUGCAGUAUUUAUUUAUGAAUUCGCUCUUCCAUUAGUCUUUUUGUUUAGCAUUUUAUUGUUCAAUGUAACAGAAUUUUUCGCAAUGAGGUAAUCCAACGGUUAGUUGCUAAUUGUUAU